Messenger RNA from Lacerta agilis (Sand lizard), 2604 nucleotides. Its product is annotated as vomeronasal type-2 receptor 26-like. NCBI's taxonomy places the organism in Eukaryota, Metazoa, Chordata, Lepidosauria, Squamata, Lacertidae. The record is from RefSeq and is a predicted model, not a curated record. Bases 1 to 2604 code for a protein of 867 amino acids. Gene Ontology annotation, cellular component: membrane. Gene Ontology annotation, biological process: G protein-coupled receptor signaling pathway. Gene Ontology annotation, molecular function: G protein-coupled receptor activity. The transcript has 7 exons.
AUGUGUUUCUGGAAGGGAAGUUUCGUUCAACAAAUGGUGGUGUUAUUUGUGUUUCUGUUUGGUUUUCUCCCACAUAUUGUGAACAAGACCAUUUGCAUUCCUCCUAUCUUGAAGGCUCAUUCCAAUAGCUGCAGAGAGUUUUCUCAGUCAGGGGACCUUUUCAUUGGACAAAUUGCUUCUCGGUUCUAUUUGGUGAACUUCACUCAUAUUUUCAAUAAACAGCCUUCUUCAGUGUUGAACAAGGACAUCAUUGUUGUGCCAAAGAACUACCAGGAGAUUCUGGCCUUAGUGUUUACUAUGGAGGAGAUUAAAAAAAAUCCCACAAUUUUACCUAAUGUUACUGUGGGAUACCACAUCUAUGAAAGUUACCACAGUGUUCAGAGGACUUACAAGGCCUCAUUGGAUCUUGUUUCUACACAGCACAAACGUUUACCCAACUACAAGUGUGAUACCCAGAACAAUUUGAUAGCCAUUCUUGGGUCAAAAUACUCUGAGCUCUCCCUCAACCUGGCCAACAUUGUAAACUCAUACAAGAUUCCACAGUUCACGAUUGGCUCCCUUGACUCAAGGUUUGUAGAAAGAAAACUCUUCCCUUCCCUAUACCGGAUGGUGCCAAAUAACAACUAUGAGUACAAUGGGGUGGUCCACUUACUUCUUCAUUUCGGAUGGACAUGGGUUGGUCUAUUAACUGUGGAAUACUUCAGUGGAGAAAGAUUUUUGCAAGCUCUAGUGCCACGGCUUUAUUUAAAUGACAUCUGUAUUGCUUUUAUAAAAAGUAUACGACCAUGGGGUUAUGCUAUUGAUAUGUCAGGGAAAUGGAAUAUUGACGUUCCUAAAAUAUCAGAUGCCAUGAAUAACAAAACAUCUGCCAAUAUAAUUGUUGUAUAUGGUACUCCUGUAGUAAUGGAUAUCUUGAUCUGGUAUCUUCAUAUGGCACAUCUCCCUUCAGGUAAAGUGCUGCUUGUGACAUCACAUUGGGAUUUCAAAACCACGAGUAAAAGCCCCUGGAAUAUGCAGUCCUUUCAGGGGGCCUUAUCUUUAUCUGUCCAUUCAAAUGAACCACCGGGAUUCAGGACAUUUCUUCAGAAUCUAAAUCCUUCAGAGGCAAAAGAAAACUGCUUGAUGCAGGAUUUCUGGGAGAAAGCAUUUAACUGCUCAUUAAAAAAGAAUAAUGUGGGUGACAAGAUUAAAAAAUUCUGCAAUGUGGAGGAGAAACUGGAGAGUCUCCCAUUAUCUAUCUUUGAUACGGGCAUGACUGGCAACAGCUACGCUGUGUACAAUGCUGUCCACACAGUUCUGCAUGUCCUGCAUUCCAUGUAUAAAUCCAUAUCAAAAUACAGAAGACAGCUCCAUUACUUUCUAAAGGGUAUCUCAUUCAACAACAGUGCUGGAGAGACAAUACAAUUUGAUGAAAAUGGGAAGUUAGUUGCAGGAUUUGAUGUGACCAACUGGGUAAUGUCUCCAAACAAAUCUUUUGGUAGAGUCAAAAUUGGAAGCCUGGAUCUUCGGGCUCCUCGAGGCAAAGAGUUAACCAUACAAGAUGAUAGCAUUGUGUGGCAUAGCAAGUAUAACCAGGUUCUUCCUAUUUCUGUGUGUAAUGACAAGUGUCGCCCUGGUCACAGAAGAAAAGAGAAAGAAGGGAAGCCAUUUUGCUGUUAUGAUUGUGUUCCAUGUCCAGAAGGAAAGAUUUCUAACCAAACAGAUAUGGAUGCUUGCACUAGAUGUCCAGAAGAUCAAUAUCCAAAUUUGGAUCAGAGUCAGUGCAUUCCCAAAGUUAUAACCUACCUCUCUUAUGAAGAACCUUUAGGGAUGACUUUAGUUUUCUCUGCUAUUGCUUUUGCUCUCACCACAGCUUUGAUAAUGGUAAUAUUUAUUAAGCACAAAAACACUCCCAUAGUCAAAGCCAAUAACCAAAGUCUAACCUACGUUCUUCUCAUCUCACUCCUCCUUUGUUUCCUCUGCUCUUUCCUUUUUAUUGGACAGCCUGGACAGGUGAGUUGCUUUCUUCAACAAAGUGCUUUUGGCAUCAUAUUCUCCGUGGCUCUCUCCUCUGUUUUAGCAAAAACGAUCAUUGUGGUUCUGGCAUUUAUGGCCACCAAACCAGGAUCAAGGAUGAGAAAAUGGUUGGGGAACAGGCUGGGAAAAUCUAUUGUACUUUCUUGCACCUCUGUUCAAACAGGAAUUUGUGCUUUUUGGUUGAGUACUUCUCCACCAUAUGCACAUACAGAUAUGCACUCCCUGAUGGGGAAAAUCAUAGCAGAGUGUAAAGAGGGCUCAGUUUCCAUGUUUUAUGGUGUCAUGGGGUAUAUGGGCUUCCUAGCUGCUGUCACUUUCACUGUGGCAUUUCUUGCUAGGAAGUUACCUGACAGUUUCAAUGAAGCCAAAUUUAUCACUUUCAGCAUGGUGGUCUUUUGCAGUGUUUGGAUAUCAUUUGUCCCAGCAUAUCUGAGUACGAAAGGAAAAUACACGGUAGCUGUGGAGCUCUUUGCUAUCUUAUCAUCUAGUGCUGGGCUACUUUUUUGUAUAUUUUUCCCCAAAUUCUAUGUAAUUGUGUUCAGGCCUGAGUUAAACAACAGAGAACAAUUAAAAUGUAACAAAGCCUAA